AUGCCCUUCCAUCACAAGCGAAUCGUGGACGAGAGUGGCGUGAUUGGCAGGCGAGUUGGCCUAUUAGAGCAGGCGGUGGUGAGCGCGGGUCGCCCCCCGCGCAAGGGGAAGUGGGUGUUGGAGUUCUCCAUGGUGACUGGGGCUGAGCUGCUGCCACUGCAGCGGGAGGUCUCUGCGGAAGCCUGGGACCAGAAGAAGGGGCCCACUCGGAACCAGACCAGUUGUUACCGCCCAGCUGCAGCCCUGGAGAAGGUCAAGACCUCUGGUGUUCCUGGGAGCCCCCAGACUCCCCCCGAGUCUCGUGACCCUGGCGAUUCCCUGCCCCAGACACCCCAGUUGGACAGCCACUCAGAAGAAGACGAUGGCACUGGAGCAGGUGGUGCCCCGGGUGGGGACUGCCAGGCUUCCAGGACCCAGAGCCCAGAGGGCAGCUCAGUGGAGGCCGUGCUGGGCCGGAAGAAGCACCGGCGGAGGCCGACAAAGCGCAAGCGCCACUGGCGGCCCUACCUGGAGCUGAGCUGGGCCGAGAAGCAGCAGCGGGACGAGUGGCAGGGCCAGCGGGCCUCCCGGGUGCGCGAGGAAAUGUUCGCCAAGGGCCAGCCCGUGGCCCCUUACAACACCACGCAGUUCCUCAUGAACGACCGAGACCCGGAGGAGCCCAACCUGGACGUGCCCCACGGGGCCUCGCACCCGGGUUCCAGCGGGGACAGUGAGGCGGGAGACAGCGACGGGCACGGCCCAGCCCACGGCGAGUUCCAGCAGAGGGAUUUCUCAGAGGCCUACGAGCGCUACCACGCCGAGAGCCUGCAGGGCCGCAGCAAGCAGGAGCUGGUGCGCGACUACCUGGACCUGGAGCGGCGCCUCUCGCAGGCCGAGGAGGAGACCCACCGGCUGCAGCAGCUGCGGGGCGCUGCUGGCCACCAGCCCUGCCGGCAGGUGGAGGCGCUGGCUGCCGAGGUGGAGCGGCUGCGGACUGAAAACCAGCGCCUGCGGCUGGAGAACGAGAUGUGGAACCACCGGAAGAGCAGCCACAUGGAAGGGCGAGGGGAGCCCGGCACCUAGAGGUGCCCCCGCCCCCCACCACCCGGUGAACCUUGAAAAGG
Molecule: messenger RNA, 1103 nt
Organism: Sorex fumeus (smoky shrew)
Lineage: Eukaryota; Metazoa; Chordata; Mammalia; Eulipotyphla; Soricidae
Gene: HEXIM2
Product: HEXIM P-TEFb complex subunit 2
Exons: 5
Coding region: 1-1062 (353 amino acids)
Biological process (GO): negative regulation of transcription by RNA polymerase II; negative regulation of cyclin-dependent protein serine/threonine kinase activity
Cellular component (GO): cytoplasm; nucleoplasm; nucleus
Molecular function (GO): cyclin-dependent protein serine/threonine kinase inhibitor activity; 7SK snRNA binding
Source: RefSeq, a predicted model, not a curated record